UCUCUUGACGAAGAAAGAGUUAAGAACUUAAAUUAAUAAUUUUAUAAAUCGUAAUACGCAUAAUUUUAAAUAAAUAUAAAAAUAUUUGUAUUAAUUUCAAUUGUCAAUAUGGCACGAAAAACUGAUAAUGUUCGAGGCAUCAAUGUCGCCGUUGUUGGACUCUCUGGGACUGAAAAAGACAAGGGGCAAUUAGGAGUCGGAAAAUCUUGUCUCUGCAAUCGAUUUAUGCGAUCACUUAGCGACGACUACAGUGUUGAUCAUAUAUCGGUAUUGUCGCAGUCGGAUUUCAGCGGUCGAGUUGUUAACAACGAUCAUUUUCUAUACUGGGGCGAGGUUGUCAAGUCCUCCGAAGACGGCACAGAUUUUCAGUUCCAAGUUAUUGAGCACACGGAAUUUAUCGACGACGCGUCAUUCCAGCCGUUCAAAGGUGGGAAGAUGGAGCCUUACGCUAAACGGUGCGCGGCCACAAAGAUAACCAGUGCCGAAAAGCUGAUGUAUAUAUGUAAGAAUCAGCUCGGCAUAGAGAAAGAAUACGAGCAGAAAGUGUUGCCGGAUGGAAAGCUUAACAUCGAUGGAUUUAUAUGUGUAUUCGACGUUAGCGUCGUGCCUCACAGGUCGAUAGAAAAGCAGGUGGAAAUCGUUGCGAAUAUAUUGAACAAUUUGGUGAAGACAAAGAAGCCUGUGGUGUUGGUAACUACUAAAAAUGACGACGCUAACGAACAAUACGUUAAGGAAGCAGAGAAGCUGGUAACGAGGAAAGAGUACAAAGGUGGAAUUCUUAUAGUUGAAACUUCGGCGCACGAAAAUAUAAACAUUGAACUUUCUUUUAUGAUACUGGCACAACUUAUCGACAAAACUAAAAUGCGCAGCAAAGUUAUUCCCUUUGCCGAAGCCGCUAGAGCCAGAAAAGAGCUCCUCGACGCAUCUACAGAAUCUCUGCAGAGACUAAUACGAAUUCACGUUACCGAUUACCGUGCCCUCUGGUCUCAGGCAUCUAAGAAAUUAUCUCAACACAAGGAAUUCGUUGCUUUCGUACAACUCUUUGGCAUCGACGCUACUCAAAGGCUGUUCAGGCGGCAUAUUAAGAAAUUGAAAGACGAACAAAUGGCCAAGAAAAUUCAAGGCUAUUUGGAUAUGUUACCGGAUGUACUUCACGAAAUUUGUCCAGAUAUUGCAAAUCUGAUUAACGAAGAGUGGUCAACCGUUCAACAAUUCAUAAAAGAGCAUCCAGAUUUUCAUCAGUAUUUCUACGAAUGUCCCGAAGAUAUACCGUGGAUAGAUUAUGAUUUUGGUGAAAACAACGGCUCUAAGAUACCCUACGACGUUUUAGAGACGCCGGAGGCUGAGACUGUGUUUAAAAAUCACGUCAACGCUCUUCAACAAGAGCAAAAACGCUUGGAACUUCCGAAAAGAUGGAAGAAACAGUUCAAACAGCUACUUGAAGAAACUGGGUACGUUACACCGGGCAAACACUUGUCGGAAGUCAGAGUUUUGUUCAUGGGUAGAGAAUGUUUCGAGGCAUUGUCUCACGUCGAUUGCCAAGAAAUUUAUGAUCAGCAUCAGAAAGAAAUUAUCGAAAAGGCAAAGCACAAUUUUCAGGAGCUGCUUCUUGAACACGCAGAUCUUUUUUAUCAUUUCAAAAGUAUAGCACCGUCUGGAACAAUUACUCAGGAUGAUAUAAAGGAAAUAACCGAUGCCCUAGUCGAUGAUUUUAGGUAUAAGGCUUUGGAUAGGCUAGAUCAAGACAGAAAAUUAAUGUUGUUUCAACAUCUGGGUUUCGUCCACUGUCCGAUCAGAGAACACUGUCCGGCGUUUCCAAAUUGUAUGGAUGCUUUGAUCGAGCGUAUUUUAGGAACAAAAGCGCACAGGCCAUCUUCUUGGAACCACAGUAGUCAAUGGCAGCUAACUUCCGAUAAUAAUCAAUUGAAUUUGGUUAUCUUGGGGUGUAACGGACUGGGCGAAGAAUUUGCAUGCGAAAUAAAAGCCCAGACUGAAGACGACGAGGUUGAAAUUGACAUGCAAAUAUACACUCUCGGUUAUAGAGUUAUCGAGGGUGAUGUCGGUCUUCCUCACAAUUCCUUCACGACCUCAGAUUUCAUGCCUCACGGAUCAUUUUGUAUCUACUCAAACGAGGAAUCCUUCGAAUACAUUCGAUCUUCUCUUGAAAAGACUUUAUUGUCCAACUUGGAACAGGAAGACAGGCUUCCCUUUCAAGGUCUCCCUAUUGUUAUCAUGUUUGUAGCAGAUGCCUGUAUCGACGAAAUGGAAGCCUUGAGGCUUCGCGAGGAAGGACAGAAUUUAGCUGACAGCUUACAAUGUCCAUUCAUCGAUGUAUGCGUCGAAGAAUUGGAACAGAACAAAAGGUUUCCCGCCGCGCUGGUCAAAGACGCCCUGCAGCAGUUGAUACAAUCUAUAAAUCAUCGAGCAGGAUUUCUGAACAUAUAUCAAAGCGUAAUCGAGUGCUUAGAGCCGGACAUAAGAAUAAUAAUGUGCAUGUUUUGCGGAGAUCCGUACUCAGUGGAAAAUGUUCUCGGCCCGUUACUUAGUCAUCAAUGCUGCUUCUUGAGCGGCGAUCGCUCCAUCGUGUUGGAGACAUUUUUGGGCGAAUCUAAAAGACGCGUCGCUGUUAUUAUAUCUAGCUUUCACGGAGCUAACGCUUUCAGAGACGAACUAGUUCACGGCUUUAUACUUGUCUAUUCGACGAAAAGGAAAGCCUCUCUUGCUACGCUAAAUGCAUUCUCAAUGAACAUUCCAAAUCUGCCGAUCCAAAUAAUGGCUGUGACGGACACUGGCGGAGCAAAUGCUUUCUUCAAUUCAGAUCUGAGUCAUUUAUUGAUAACUGAAGGUAACGCGACUGCCGAUAGACUGCAGGCGCAUUUCAUGACUUCUGCUUCGAGUUGUCAACAAAAAACCGCUUUCUACACUCCGUUCUUCAAGGAGGUUUGGGAAAAAAAACCGGAGAUUGAGCAGGCCUUCAACAUGGAGGAACCCGGCAAUUUAAACGACAGUGGCGAAGGAACGCUGGAAUACUCCGCUCUGCAUCCAAUGCCACCACCUAGGCAUGAAAGUUAUCACCUCCAGACGCCCGACGACGGUAUGUCUGUUACUUUUAGGAGCGGGUCUGAAUCUUACGAGCAACUUACACCCGACGGUGAUCUUGGGGAGUCGGGGCUUAUUGAGCAUUUCCACGAUAACAGAGCGACACCGAGCGACGACAGCGAUAUUUACAGCCACGUUGAUUUUCAUCGAGAGGAUGCGGACAGGGAACUGUUAAUAAAAGGCGCAGACGUGACCAGCAAAUUAACUGGGUGGAUGAAAGAGACGUUUAUGCCUCAAGACGGGGGAAUAAACAGAUAUUCUCAUCGGGCGUUUACAACCGGUCGUCGUAAUAUAUCUCAAACAAAACCUCGGCCGAAGGGAAAUAGUCAGACGUUGAAACAACCUGGGAAAAUAAAUUUAAAAGACUUUUCAAACGUCACGGAUGUCAUUGGAAGGAUGAAGAUAGGUGAAAAAGACGAACACGGCUCAAAAAUUAAUUUGGGUCACGCGCCGUUAGCUACACCUGAAUUAGUUGAUCUCGGUUCAGAAUACGCACAAGUUAAAGACGUCGUUCCAAAUUUGUACACGCCUUACGAGGGUGAUUACAUGUACACCCUAGUUCACGAUCCCCUUGGCAACAAUAAAUCGAAAUUACGACAUCGGCGAGAAAAAGGACAGCCAUCGUUCAGCGAGUCUGACUCGGAUUCGAGUUCUCCAGAGCGGCAAAGGCCAAUGGAAUUCUUAGGUAAAGGUAACAAAAAAUCAUUGACGCACAAACGAAUACGCAAAAAACGUACAGCUAUACCUGUAGCUACCCCAAAAGUUCCGUUAUUGUCAAGUUUGGGAGGCGGUGAAGGCAUAACGCGACUCAAUUAUACGAUUAAAGAGGACAAAAAUUGGCGACAUGAUACCAUGGAGAGAGUUUCCAGUGAAACUCCUGACAGCUCGGAGUCCAGUGAGCCUGAUCAUCUGUCCGGGCCACGAAUUAAACUGCGCAAAUCGGCUGUGCAGAAUUUGAGAAAGCGAUUUGGUAAUCUUUCGGCACAACAAGAGUAUUCAUCCACCAUGUUACAGCACCACCUGAACACUAAGCACAUGUCUCAAGAGGCUCUUGGUGCACCUUAUAAACCGAGGAUGGAUAAUGCUUACGGCAACAUGCCUGACGACGAGUCUAGCCUGGAAGUUUCUUCCCCGAGGGAAAUAAAUUCUCCAAGUUUCAGCAUAUUGAUCAAAUGUAAGGACGGCGAUAAAUUGGCGAGAAAAAAAGACAAACAAAAGGCCAAAGAGGAUGAAAAAUUGGAGAAGAGAAGACAGAAGGAGGAGAAGCUGAAAAGGAACGCGGAGAAGGAAAAGGAGCGGGAGAAAAAGAAACAGCAAAAACAAAAGAACACAAAGGGCGGAAACGCUGGUACGAUAUCUGGUCAAUCUCAGCAACAGCUUCUCAUCGAGGACUUUGCACAAAGCGAGACGAAUCGGAUUCCACUUUUCCUUGAAAAAUGCGUACAGUUCAUCGAAGACGAAGGGUUGGACUCUGAGGGUAUCUAUAGAGUGCCAGGCAACAGAGCACACGUUGAACUUUUAUUCCAGAAAUUUGAGGAAGAUGGCAACAUAGACAUUCAUUCCCUCGAUAUUCCGGUAAACGCAGUUGCCACCGCUCUUAAAGAUUUCUUUUCAAAGAGGCUACCACCUCUUAUUGACAAGGAACGAAUGAGCGAGCUUGAGGACAUUUCUGGGGCACGUGCGAUCAGUAAACCAAUGUCAGCUACUUGCAUGAACAUGGAAGAUCGUAGCGGAAGACUGCUCGCUUUGAGACACAUGCUUAAAAAAUUGAAUCCGAUAAAUUUUGACGUUCUGAAAUACAUUUUUCAGCAUUUUGUAAAGGUAGCUGAGAAUUGCAAAUCGAAUAGCAUGGAUAGUAAAAAUUUAGCUAUUUGUUGGUGGCCGACUUUAUUACCAAUUGAAUUCAACGACAUGGGAAGGUUCGAGGCGAUGAGGCCGUUCCUAGAAGACGUAGUUCAGACAAUGAUCGACCAAUAUCCGUUCCUCUUUUGUGGGAAAGAAGCUAUCGUAAUGGUUUAGUGACCGUGAUUAACUGAUAAGUAACAAUAAUGCUAAUAAUUAUGAUGAUAAUAAUAAUAAUAACGAUAACAACAACAAUAAUAAUAAUAAUAGUAAUAAUAAUAAUGAUAAUGAGAAUAAUAAUUGUCAAAAGCGCGAACGGAGUUUGCGCUAAAACGUAACAAAAGUCUAGUUUGUGUAUAAAGUAUUGUAAAAGUAUUGCUUUCGAAAUUGUUUGCAACAAAUUUAUAUACAUAUAACAAUUGAUGGCUUAGAUAUUGAGGUGUCUGUCGGUUACAAACAAUCUUUCAACAAAACGACUGUUUCAAUUCGCUUUGGUAGUGAUUCUUUUUUUAUUCCUGUUUUUUUUUUUUUUUUCUCCGCCAUUUAGUUACCUAUCUAUAGAAAAAUAAAGCAGAAGUUGAUAGAGAAGAAUACGGCUGUCCUGUCUGUACAAGCAUAACAAUUUUCUCUUUAUUCUAUUCUUUUCCUUGAAACGUUUAACGUCUCACCGCGCGCCGUGUAUCAUCGAGCUUUAACUGUAUAUUUAUUUUUACCUUCUUAUUUAUUUAUUUAUACAUUUAAGUAAGAAAACGUUGUUUUGUUUUUCACCGCUUCGCAGUUUUAAAGCUGAACUGAUCCACCCUGACACAAUGUUUAAACACUAUACGAAAGAUCAAAUUAAAAAGAUUUAUAAAUUCGAACUUCGUUACUGGUUUGUUUGUUUUUUUUUUUGUUUUUUUUUUUUGCACUCGGUAUGUCCGUUACAUCUGAUUUUCUCUUCUAUGUUCCCUCCCUUCAUACAUCACCUAAAGACUUUCUAGAUCGAGCUAGUCUACAAUAGACAAUGAAUUAAAAAUUAUUUUUCUUUAAUAUUCUCACUUUCCUACUAUUUGAUAAUAAUAAUAAAUAAUAAUAACAACAAUAAUAAUAAUAAUAAUACCCAGUAUCCGUUGUAUUUACGUGGCUACAUACAUACUAUAUACGUACAUACGUGAUCACUAGGCCGAAUACUAAAUAAGAUUUUAUACAUUCGUACGUUCGUAAUGGUAAUGAAUAGUUCGUAUUAUUGAUAAUAAUAAUAAUAUUAAUAAUACUAAUAAUAAUAGCGAUGAGAGAUGAUGAUGAUGAUAAUAAUAAUAGUUAUACUAAUAAUAACAAUAUUGAUAAUAGUAACGGCAAAACAGAAGAAUAGAAAAAAAAGGAAGCCCAUUUGACGACAGAUCAAUGGCAAAAGAAGAUUGAAAGAAACAACAACAAAAAAAUAAUAUAAAAAAUGAACGAAGUAAUAAAUAACUAAGUGAAACCCGCACAAUCCAACCAACAUUUUCAGCUUGAAUAUUUAAACACUUUUCAACAAUCUUCGAUGUCUAAAACGGUAUUAAUAAAAAAAUAAAUUUUAUCCGGAUUACGUACCACGUGUAAUAGAAUGCGUAGAGAAAUCUUUUACCAUAGACUAAGCAGUUAAACCUUAUUAUUUAUUCGAAUUUUUGUUCAAAACAAGAAUCUCUAACUCUAUACCAAUUAUUCUCUGUACGAACUGUUUGGUUUAUCAGGUAUUGCAGUUAUUCUUGCCGAACAUUUUUUUUUUUUUUUUUCUAUCAACGAUGUCACGAAUAUUUUUGACUGAAAAACAAAUAAAAACGAAAAUCAACAUCUUUUUCUUAGAGAGUUCACAUGACUUGAUAGAUAUAAUUGACAGUAGAUCGGUUUUUGUUUAAUUUCGGUUAUUACUAUUCUGUUUUUCAUCCCCUUAAAUCUCACCUCGUAGACUCGCAAUAUAUCAGUCAGCGUUUUAUGGGCUGGGGGAAAAAUUACAUCAAUGUUAUACGGUGUGGUUUUUUUUUUUUGUUAUUUCUUUGUUUUUUUUCACUUCGAUACACGAAAUAUUUUCUUUCUCACACAUGCAUUAUUUCAAUUUUUUUCCAAUCCGAUGCUCGUUAAAAAAGCGAUACAUAAUACUUAACAUGAUUCGAUUCGUUGAAAGAUUUGAAAGCGACGUUAGCCUCUAAAACGUUAUUUUAUAUAUAAUAUUACUUGCGAUGAUACGAUAUGUGCGCGCGAGUAUUGUGUGAUGAGAAUGUGAGGAGGUGGAUUUAGAGAGUUGUAAUUUUCUCAGAAGGAAAAAGAAGGAUGAAAAAUAGAAAAUCAUAGUAAUGGUAAUUCCACUUUCAAGAAUGAUAGAAAUGCGAAUUGGAUUUAUGUAUGUAUAAUGUAUGUAUUUAUGCGUAAGUAACGAGAAGAAAAGAAGACGGAAGAUGAACGGCGUUAAGAGAUGAAAAAACAGAAAUGAUGGUAUAAAAUGCAAAGCUUAAAAAUGAAGACGCAGGAAUUGAAGAAUACUAAAAAGCACAAUGUUUUUACGGAGCGAUCGAAAAUAAAUAUGAAUACAUAACAACUGAACAACUGUGGAAGAUGGAGGAGAUCUAUUUGACCCUCCCCUAUUUUGAAGAGAAGUGUAAUUGUAUCGAUCAAGGAAAACAAAUGCGAUUAUUACAAUAAAUUAAAAGUCUUAAAUGUAAUUUGUGCUAAUCUUACGAUUAAUAGUCAUAAUAAUUAAUUAUAGGAAAGAGUGUGUCUCCGGCUAAAGAGAAAAUGGAAGGAAAAAGAAAAACAAAGAAAAAUAAUAUUUGUAACUAUAUGCUUUUUAAUGUGUAUAUAUUGUUGCUGCUGCUAGUGCUAUUGCUGCUGCUGCUGCUGCCGCUUACGUUCGGCCAUCAUGUAUAUUUGGCUACGGAUACAUAUUAGAAUAUCAUUGUCGUUACUAUUAUCAUCAUCAUUAUUAUUAUUAUUAUUGUUAUUAUUAUUAUUAUUAUCGUUAUUAUUAUUAAUAAUAAUAUGUAUAAUUAUUUUUUACUAGAUCACUGUCGCGUUUGUUUUAUUUUAUUUUUCUAUUAUUAAAACUUGAGGAAGUUUGAGUAUAACGCGAGUCGUUUCUCGAUGUCUAACUCUUUAUAUUUAUAUAACUUUCUAAGUCUGUCUCUGUCUUUCUCAAUGCUUAACUGUGUAUUUUGUAAGAAUCUAGAAGCAUAAAACAGAAUUAAUAAUAUAAUGUUGAGAAAAAAAAGUAGUUCCAUAAGAAAAUCAAAAAAACAUGAUUUCCAAACGGUGCGUCAUUUCAGAUAUUGGGCUAAUGGCAAUUGAUUGGGAAGAGCUGGAGUAAGUGUCUCGGGCAUCCCUAAUUAUUUUCUAUUUCUUGAUGAAAUCACCACUAUAAUUAUUGCCAUAACAAUGUGUGGACAGAAUUUAUGACAUCAAAAUUUCUCAAUGUUGUCGUUAACAGUGUUUGCAUAUUUUGCUAUUUAUUUAUUUUUCUUAUUUAUUUUAUAUAUUCUAAAGAAUUAAUCAUGCCGAUUUCAGCGGAAAUAGGAGUAUGUAUGUAUCUACCCACAUACGAGUAAAUAAAUCAAGAUGAAUUAUCGAAAGUGAAAAGAUAUAUUUCGACGAAUAUGUUGAAAGACUGAUGAUCCUUGGAUGAAAAUCGUUGGCGUGAAGUAACGCAGAUCAGCUGCAAACUUGGUUUAAGUUGUGAAAAAAAUGUUUGUUGAAUAUUUUUGACAUGCGAAGUGAAACGGUGCCACGGAAAAUCAACAUGGCCGACAUUGGCACGCUUGCGAUUUCAUUUCGGCUAUAUUAUUAUUCACAGCUCUCGUCAGUAAUCGAACGCUACUUCACGCCGAACAAUAUUAUGGCAAGAAUAGUUUCGUUAUGAUCUCAUCCUCCAUGAAUGCACAAAAAUCGGCUAUUCGGCUUGCGAUAUUUACUCGUGCUCAGUUUCAAUACUUGCACACUUACAGACACUCAUAUAUUUUAACGGAACAGUAUUUCUUCUUUGCGGAUCAAAUACAACUUGCAUCGUUUUAAGAAUUCCGGUGAAACGAGGCAAAAAAUAUCCACUAUACUCAUACUCGAGAGAAACGAAUUGUGAAUUCUCGAUUUAUUAGUAAGCGGCCUCUAACGUCGAUACCAUAAACCUGAACGAAGGUACAUUCCAAUUUCUUUAUUUAAUCCAAUGUAGUAACCGUAACCGUGAUCGAAAAAAAUUCCUUAGAAGCAAAUAACGAACGUGAAAGUAGGUUCAAAUGGCCAAAUAAAUCGAGUGCGGUAUAAUUUAACUUUUUAUUUUUGCUAUCCAUCUACUUCUUGGGAUUUUCAAAAAUGUAUUUGAGAAAACAGAACUACCAAGUUAAAUUAUAUCAUUUGCGUGAUGAAAAAAAUGGAAAACUGUUUUAAAAAAAUUAUGUGUAUUGUUCAACGUUGGCUGAGUGUUUGUGGAUAAAAAAAAUUUCAUAUAAUACAUACGUAACUCCGCUUUCUUUAGCACUGUGAUUAAUAGUAUUAAUAGUAUUGUCAUUACUGUCGUUAUCAUUUGCAUCGUCAUCGUCAUUAUCAUUUUCACAAUCAUUGUCGCUAAUUUAUCCUAUAGCAUUGUUUGUAUUUAUAAUAAUGAAAAUAUUCGAAUUGUAUUCGAUUUAUUACGUCGAACGGAGAAACAGAGAGAGAGAGAGAGAUAAAGGAAUUGUAACAAAUCGUAACCGUAACGUAUUUAUAAAAUGGCAUCGUACGCAUCACGCUUACUUACUUCCCGUUUUAUAAUAACCACAACAAAACAAUAAUAAUGGUAAUAACAAUGAUUAAAAAAAAGAAAACAGAAAAAAAAACAGUAAUGAUAAUAAUAAUAGUGAUUAUAUGAGCUCGUUCGAAUGCGAAGAGAGCAGGAGAAAACGAAUGCAUAGCGCCUAAAUGAAGUGUAACGAAGAGAAGAGUGGCUGAAAUGGGGAAAAAAUAAGAAAACACUAAAUAUCGGUGUCCAAGAAGUAUUUAAAAUAAACAUCGUCUUUAUAUGUACAAUUUGAA
Messenger RNA from Neodiprion virginianus, 9954 nucleotides. It is a transcript of the gene RhoGAPp190, whose product is annotated as rho GTPase-activating protein 190. Gene Ontology annotation, molecular function: GTP binding; GTPase activity. Lineage: Eukaryota; Metazoa; Arthropoda; Insecta; Hymenoptera; Diprionidae. The coding region runs from base 109 to 5118 and encodes 1669 amino acids. The transcript has 23 exons. Gene Ontology annotation, biological process: signal transduction. The record is from RefSeq and is a predicted model, not a curated record.